AUGGACCCCCCUCAACUGUAUCUUCAAGAGUCUUUUAAGGGUGCCUGUGGAAGAGCUGGCCAGUACCGAAGACUCCAGCAACCCAGAAAGAAAAAUGGCCCCUUCAAAAGGAAGGGGAUGGAAAGAUGGCAUAGAGCUGUGUCUACCAACCUAGUAAAACAAAACAUAUUGGUGCCCAAAGACGAAACGUCCGGGGAUAGCGACAUGGAAUUUCAUGAAAGCCAGCAAAAUACAAAAAAAAACUGGAUGAAGAAAGUGAAGACUGUUUUGGGAAGGAUGCUGUCCUACAAAAGUAGAAGCAAGUCAGCAAAUGGCAGCAGAGGGGCCUCCGCUAACCCUAAGGAAACUUUCCUUUCAAACCCUCAGAGCCUUCUUCCUAGAAUUGUCAAGGACCUUCCAUCCGCCAGGUUAUUCAUGAAACCAAGAAUGAGAAAGCUGUCACAGAAUGCGACUAUACAACUUGAUGUUGUAGAAGCUGAGACAGAGGAGAUAACCCGAGGAAAUACUCUACUCCGGGCCAGGAGAACCACCAAGCGGUUGUCUGUGACAUCCCUUCCUUCAGGACUGCAGAAGGUUCCUUACUCAUCAAAAAAGAGAUCCCACUUUCCAGCACUCAAAAAAAAGAAACCUAGAGUGGAAAACAUCCUCCGAAAAUCAGAUUUGACAGUGGGAAAGCUUCAAAUGCAGGUGGAUGACCUCAUAGAAACAGUGACAGAUAAAUCCAUGAAGUUAUUGGCCCAAAGACAUGCGGAGCUUCAACAGUGUGAGUUUCUAGGGGAUGAAAUUCUUCAGUCUUCGAAGCAGUUCCAGAGGAUAUCCAAGAGAACCAUGAGGAAGUAUAAACUGAAAAAUGUAGGAUAUAAGAAGCCAGCAGAGUAUAAGUGA
Molecule: messenger RNA, 885 nt
Organism: Prionailurus viverrinus (fishing cat)
Lineage: Eukaryota; Metazoa; Chordata; Mammalia; Carnivora; Felidae
Gene: CA2H3orf49
Product: chromosome A2 C3orf49 homolog
Exons: 6
Coding region: 1-885 (294 amino acids)
Source: RefSeq, a predicted model, not a curated record